AUGCGCUUCAUGCUGCUCUUCAGCCGGCAAGGGAAGCUGCGCCUCCAGAAGUGGUACCUGGCCACCUCCGACCGGGACAAGAAGAAGACGGUCCGGGAGCUGAUGCAGGUGGUGCUGGCACGCAAGCCCAAGAUGUGCAGCUUCCUGGAAUGGCGGGACCUGAAGGUGGUCUACAAAAGGUAUGCCAGCUUGUACUUCUGCUGUGCCAUUGAGGGGCAGGACAACGAGCUGAUCACUCUGGAACUCAUCCAUCGAUACGUGGAGCUGCUAGACAAAUACUUUGGCAGUGUGUGUGAACUGGACAUCAUUUUCAACUUCGAAAAGGCCUACUUCAUCCUGGACGAGUUCCUGAUGGGAGGGGAGGUGCAGGACACUUCCAAGAAGAGCGUCUUGAAAGCCAUUGAGCAGGCAGACCUCCUGCAGGAGGAGGACGAGUCUCCCCGGAGCGUGUUGGAGGAGAUGGGGCUGGCGUAGUGGGGCUCCCUUCAGAACCUCAGGCUGUCUUCCCUCGCCACCCUGCCCCUCCCCUUCCUCCACUGCCCCUCAAGCUCUGCGAAUGCCGACUCGCGAGGCUCCGGCAGGUGGGCAGCUGGACUCUGCAGCCCCCGACUCGGGGACGGGAUCCAGGGUAGUUUGCAUCAUGAUCCCGGAUGGCGGUAGUGAAAGGACCUUCUCGCGACUUCCUUCAUCGCCCAGUUGUCGGUUCCUGCCCCCUUUCACACCUGCAGUGUCGCCCUCCGACAGAGCCCACGGCACCCGCCUUCUCUCCCACCCCUGGGGGGGGCAUCAGGAGGCUCCGAGGUCACCAUAGAAACAGCAGCUUCCUUGCCCCCGAAGGCUGCCCUCCGGGUGCUGGAGGUGUGUGUG
Molecule: messenger RNA, 867 nt
Organism: Protobothrops mucrosquamatus (brown spotted pit viper)
Lineage: Eukaryota; Metazoa; Chordata; Lepidosauria; Squamata; Viperidae
Gene: AP1S1
Product: adaptor related protein complex 1 subunit sigma 1
Exons: 4
Coding region: 1-474 (157 amino acids)
Biological process (GO): vesicle-mediated transport; intracellular protein transport
Cellular component (GO): AP-1 adaptor complex; intracellular membrane-bounded organelle; membrane coat
Molecular function (GO): clathrin-cargo adaptor activity
Source: RefSeq, a predicted model, not a curated record